UUGGCUUUUCGGCGUUUAAUGGGAAAUUACGAAGCAUUUGUUGGAGGCGAUUAUCGAAAUUGUACCGAAUAGAGGAGCUCACUGGCCGCGCACAGUGAAGUCCAGAAUCCAGAGAUCAUGUCCAGCUGCGGGCAGUUCAAUCCGUUCUACAUUGGACCCUAUCCGGAUCGUGCGUGCGGCGAUUGUCCGUAUGGCCAGUACUCGGGCUUCACCAGAUGCGGAUGGAGUGGCGGUAACGGGCCCUUUGGCACCACCUUCUGUGACUCCCGCUACGGCGGAGGAGGAGGAGGAGGAGGAGGAGGCCAAGGCUGUGGAGGAGGGAGAGGUGGUUGUGGAGGCAGAGGCAGAGGUGCUUGUGCGCCAUCUUGUGGUCCUCGUGGCGGAUCGUGGUCCUGUGGUCCCCGCCCGUGUUCCCCGUGCUAUCAGUUUCCAAACGGAGCGGACAGCUGCAUGAUGUGCUCCAGUGGAUUUGGCUGCUGUGGCCAAUCCUGUCGCGCAUCCUGCUACUCCUGCUGCUGAGCGUGCACGUCUCGUGAACUCUGGACUUCACUGUGUGCGGUUAAUUGGUUUCUUGAGCUUUUUUUUUUUUUUUUGAGCAAAAUUGAUUGUAAAGCUGGAACAAUUAUGGUUA
Messenger RNA from Drosophila sechellia, 631 nucleotides. Its product is annotated as keratin-associated protein 5-4. The record is from RefSeq and is a predicted model, not a curated record. The coding region runs from base 118 to 519 and encodes 133 amino acids. Lineage: Eukaryota; Metazoa; Arthropoda; Insecta; Diptera; Drosophilidae. The transcript has 2 exons.